This is a messenger RNA of Colletotrichum acutatum, 306 nucleotides long. RefSeq lists its product as uncharacterized. The transcript has a single exon. Lineage: Eukaryota; Fungi; Ascomycota; Sordariomycetes; Glomerellales; Glomerellaceae. The record is from RefSeq and is a predicted model, not a curated record. The coding region runs from base 68 to 247 and encodes 59 amino acids.
GCAUUAUCUACGGACUACGUAACAGAGGUAAACUCAACUGAUUCAUUAUAUACUACUGAUUCAAUGCAUGAAAUUUGGGUCAAGUGAUCAUUUAGUUUCAGUCUCUGAUGAAGAGCAUUGCCUUGGAAUACAGGGGAGCAUGAUUGAGCAAUUCACUCUCUUACAUAUUUUCUGUGAACCACUCCUUCACACGAUCUCCCGCUUAUUAAGGUUCAAAUAUUUCCCUCAGUAUUGCUACAGUAAGUAGAGGCUAAAAAGCAGCGCAAUGAAGGAUUCACUGUACAGGACCGUCGGGUACUGACUUAU